GUCUAACGCGACUUCGUGUUCCACCUUCGCAUCCAACCGCCCCUCAGCUUCUUUCUUCCCUCUUCUUCCGUUUUCUGUCAUCAUGGCCCGCUCUGCUGUUGCUCUGGUCGGUCUCGUGGCCUUUUUCGCCCUCCUCCUCGCGGCAGUGCCGGGUCGAGCCGACAGCAUUAUGGUGAAUGUGCACACAGCCAACUGGCUGAACGCCUGGAUUGCUGCCAUCCCAAAUUUGAAGAUAAUUUGGUUAAACCCGAACAUCUGCGCCCGCUCCGGCAUUGAGUGCAACGCUGAAACGAACACACUCAGCAUCCACCUGGACAGCGUGACGUCGGCCGGCUUUAAUUUCAUUGGCACACUGCCGGAGGUGGCAGACGCCAUCAACGGCAACCUUGUCCAGGUGACAAGUGUGUCGGUGAAGGGCAAGCCGCGCAUCACGGGAACCAUUCCCGCCUCGUGGUCGCGGCUCUCGAAACUGACAUUGCUGGACCUGAGCCAGACGAAGCUCAGUGGUCAGAUCCCGGACGCCCUCGGCAGUCUUGCGAACCUGGUCACGGCGGACUUCUCCAAUUCGUACUUCUGCUACGGGAUGCCGAACUGGAACGCGACUGGCAUGCCCAGCCUCACGUCUGCCUUGUUCAAGAACAAUAACAUGCGCGGCACCUUCGCCUCGUCCUGGUCCACCUUCUCCUCCUCUCUGUCCCUCGACAUCAGCGGCAACAAGCUAUGCGGCUGCAUGCCGCCUUCGUGGACCUCGUCGAACCUCGUCUCAGCGGCCAAAGCGAUGAACCCCGCCUCGGUGAGCGGCUGCACGCAAGUGUGCACGGCGGACUCUCUUAACUACUGCCCGUUGCCUAACAUCAAACCCAGCGCGGCCGCUGCGCAGGCAGCGACCUUGUCUGCCGUGUUUGUUGCCCUCGCCGCCACCAUCGUGUCGUUCGUUUAA
Messenger RNA from Leptomonas pyrrhocoris, 940 nucleotides. Its product is annotated as surface antigen-like protein. The transcript has a single exon. Lineage: Eukaryota; Euglenozoa; Kinetoplastea; Trypanosomatida; Trypanosomatidae. Gene Ontology annotation, molecular function: protein binding. Bases 83 to 940 code for a protein of 285 amino acids. The record is from RefSeq and is a predicted model, not a curated record.